Argiope bruennichi is the source of this 3997-nucleotide messenger RNA. RefSeq names its product ubiquitin-protein ligase E3B-like. The record is from RefSeq and is a predicted model, not a curated record. The transcript is spliced from 28 exons. NCBI's taxonomy places the organism in Eukaryota, Metazoa, Arthropoda, Arachnida, Araneae, Araneidae. The coding region runs from base 425 to 3637 and encodes 1070 amino acids. Gene Ontology annotation, molecular function: protein binding; ubiquitin protein ligase activity. Gene Ontology annotation, biological process: ubiquitin-dependent protein catabolic process; protein polyubiquitination.
UAGAAACAUCAACAAACUGAAUUGAGAAAUUCUGCACUUUCUGUCAUAAAAAUACUCUCAAGAUUUAUCAGUUCCCCCAAUAGCUGAUAGUCGUAUUUUAAACAUUUUAAUAUUUAUUUUGUCAUUAUCUAAUACAGUGUUAUUUUUAACUUAAAUUGGAAAGGACUAAAUAUAUAUAUUCAUGAAAUAUUUAAAGGUGUUAAAUGUCAAAUAUGCUUAUAAAGAAUGAAUUAUAGUAUUUUAUUGGCCUACAGUGAUUUAUUUACAUCUAUUUCGCUUUUGUUUUCUAAAAGACUGCAGAAUGUUCUUUCUACGUUGUAUUUUUAAAAAUAAAUUUUAACAUUUUAGCUCUUAAAUGUGAACUUUUAUGUAGCCAAUAAUUUUAGAACACCAAAAAUUUCAUUUUUAUGAUUGCAUCAGAAAAAUGUUCGAAAUAUCAAGUGUAAGCAGUAAAGAUCAAUUUUUAGAACAGGCUAAAGCUGCUCGUUUAGAACGAGCAUUAGAGAGAAAACGUGAGCAAGCUACUUUAACUAUUCAGGCAUAUGCUCGAGGAUAUUUUGCUAGACAGAAGCUGAAAGAUGACGUUAGAAAAGAAUUUGAUCAAAUCAUCAAUGAUUUCACUGAAACAAAUAAUUUGCCUGCAGCCAUUGAUAUGUAUAAAAUUAUUAGAAGACUUAUGUUUGUUAUCAGUGAAGAAAACACAGACAGAGAGAGAUUUGAAAAAGUCUGUAGAUAUAUUAUUGCCAGCAUUGAUGCAGACUCAUUAAAAAAAAGUUAUAUUGCUGUAGCCUUCAACAAAGACCUUGCUGUUGCAUGGAUACAUCAUUUAAAGACAUUGCUUUGGCACUGUUGCAUAUAUUUAAAGUCUUUGAAACCUGAAUGGUCUCAAGAUGCAAAAUCUAUGAUGUUGUAUCUCCAUAUGCUAGUUUCUUUUACGAGUAUUGGUACAUGGAAAGUUUUAAACAAUAAGCAAGGGGAAGCUUUGAAACCUGCAAUGAACCAGCUAUGUGCUAACAUCAUGGGUCAUUUGGUAACUAAAGGCCUCUAUUCUAUUCUGCAAUCAAUUCUGUUGAAAGGUUUAGUGAGGGUGAAACCUUGCUUAAAGAAGGCAACUUUGCUUGCUAUCACAAAUCUCUCAAUUCGUCCUGUUGUGUCUUCACAAUUUACUAACAAUUUGAUGAACUUAUUUCUGCUGCAUAUCUUGUCAGUACCAGCACUUAUUCUACACUUUCAUAGUAUGGCACCUGAAUGCUUGGCAAUACUUUCAGAUCAAGGUAUUUUUAAACAUUCCUUGGAUUUACUUAUAUCUGAACAAAAUGCAAGGAUUCUUUUUAAUGCACUUGAAGGGAACUAUGCUCUUUGUCUUAUUGCUAAUUUAAUUCAUCUGGCGCAUUCUGAUCUUGAAAAUCUCCAAGCAAAUUUAUUAGAUUUUAUUAAUGUUAUUACCAGAAUCAUGGAAAGCUGUCAAAAAUAUGUUGUAAACAAACGAUCUAAUUUAACUCAUUGGCAUCCUGUGUUAGGAUGGUUUGCUCAAAAAGUGGACCAUGGGCUUCAUGAAUCUUUGGCACUGGUAAAAAAACAAGUUCAGCUUCUCUGGAGUGGGCCUAUGAUAAAAACAAUGUUUUCGCAUCUUGUGGAAUCUGUUUUGACAACUCCUCAGCCAUCUAGUCCAACAAAUCAAAGUGCUAUAUCCCCUAUACAGAAUUCUCCUUUUAAAACAAAUAUAUUUAAGAAAGCAUUAGAAAAAGCUUCCUCUAGUCGUUCAAAUAACAUUCGUUACAGAAGGUUAGGCAGUCCAGAAACAACUCUUGUUGCCUUAACUUGCAAUUUAUAUGAGACUGCUCUCUCAACACUUACACAAAUGAAACUGGAUAUACUUACAGGUCUUUGCUAUCAAGAUAUGGUAUUACCAAAUUUGUGGAAAUUCAUCAGCAGUCUUGGACCUGGAAAUGGAUUAAAGGCAUUUUUAGAUCAUCUAGCUAUUACAACUAAAACUUGCAGUCCUGAAUUUCAAAUUUUGGUUUUAUUUUGUGACUGUGCUACACACUUGAUCACAAUUUUAGAUGAUGUUGAACUAUAUGAACAACAGAAACCAUUCUGCUUAGAGGAUUUAGUUUCUAUAUCAGCUUUCCUUAAUCAGUUAGUUUUUAAACUGAUAUGGUAUAAUCUUAUAGAUGCUAAAGCUGUUAAGAGCAACACUUUAUUACAAUCUGCUCAUACUUUGCUGAUGUUACUAUAUAAAAGAGAUUGUAGACACUCAUACACACCUCCUGACCACUGGCUUAUCAAAGAAAUCAGAGUUAGUACUUUCAUGAGUGAUUUAGAGAGGGGUAAAAAGGCAGCUCAGGUUCUUAUGCAGAAGGUACCUCAUAUCAUUCCACAUAAAGAAAGAGUCGUUUUGUUCAGAAAGUAUGUAAAUAAUGAAAAAGAAAUUUUGGGUUUGACAGAGUCAGCGUGUGCUUCACCUCAGAGUACGCUAAUAACUGUGCACAGAUCUAGGAUUGUUGAGGAUGGUUAUCAACAGCUAUCAAUGCUUCCUCCACAGUCACUUAAAGGUGUUAUCAGAGUGAAAUUUAUUAAUGAACAGGGUCUUGAUGAAGCUGGCAUUGACCAAGAUGGUGUUUUCAAAGAAUUUUUGGAAGAGACAAUUAAAAAAGUUUUUGAUCCAUCUCUAAAUCUAUUUCGGGCUACUAGUGAAGAAAGACUCUACCCUUCACCUACAUCAAAUAUACAUGAAAACCAUUUAUCACUUUUUGAAUUUGUUGGCAAGAUGUUAGGUAAAGCUGUAUAUGAGGGGAUAGUUGUUGAUGUUCCAUUUGCUUCAUUUUUCCUUAGUCAAGUUUUAGGUCACACCCAUAGCGCAUUAUACAGUUCAAUAGAUGAACUCCCUUCAUUAGACCCAGAACUUUAUAAAAGUUUGACAUACAUAAAGCAUUAUACUGGCGACCUCCAUGACUUAGAUUUGACUUUUUCUAUCGAUGAAGAUUGCAUGGGGCAACUAGUCACUCAUGAACUUGUCCCUGGUGGUAAAGCUAUUCCUGUUACAAGUGAAAACAAAAUCAGCUAUAUACAUCUCAUGGCUCAUUUUCGCAUGCAUGUGCAAAUUCAUGAUCAAACCAAUGCUUUUUUGAGGGGAUUUCGUUCCAUUGUGAAUCCUGAUUGGCUUCAAAUGUUUUCAACUCCUGAAUUACAAAGAUUGAUAUCUGGUGAUAAUACUCCAGUGGAUUUGGUAGAUUUAAGAAAACAUACAAAAUAUUUUGGAGGCUUCCAUAACAAUCAUCGUGUGAUAAAUUGGCUUUGGGAUGUUCUUGAAAAAGAUUUCACUCAGGAAGAGCACAGAAUGUUUUUAAAGUUCGUGACCAGUUGCUCUAAGCCACCUUUGUUGGGAUUUGCACAUUUAGAACCAGCAUUCUCUAUAAGAUGUGUAGAAGUCAGUGAUGAUCAAGACACAGGUGAUACUGUUGGGAGUGUUCUUCGUGGUUUCUUUACCAUCAGAAAAAAAGAUCCAGUUAAUCGCUUACCAACUUCCUCUACCUGUUUCAAUCUUUUGAAACUUCCAAAUUACCAGAAGAAGAGCACUCUUCGAGAAAAAUUGCGUUAUGCUAUUAACUGCAAUACUGGUUUUGAACUCUCGUGAUUCAAAAAGGUUAAUGUUUAUAAAUCCUUUUAUGGAUAUGCACAUUUUAUUAAUGCACUGUACAUAGUUAAAUGUUUUAUCUUUGACGUUUUAUGCAAAUUAACUGGGAUCAUGCAUUAAAAUAUUUUAAAGUUUUCUAUUUUAGUAAAUAUAUUUUUAAAAAGACAAUAGCAUUAAAAUAUUUUGUUUAGUUAGUUUAGCAAAAAUUGCCAAAGACAAGAAGUUUUUUUAAUUAUUAUAUUUUAUAUACUAGGUAGCUUUAUUUAAUUUUAUUGAUCGUCAGAAUUGUUUCUUUCCCUCUGAAAGGUAGAGAUAUUUAAAUAAAUGUAUAUACAGAGAAUAAAACGAUCAAUUUUAAUU